UGGGCUGGUGGUAGUGAGGCACAGAGCGGGUAUCCCGGCUGGCAUCUGACCCCGGACUGUGUCGCGGCCCCGCGGAGCCCGGGUGGAGCCGGGCUCGCUUCCGGCCGAGGACAGGGCGGCCACCGCGCCCCGUGCUCAGGUUUCCUGCUGGUAGCGCGGCCCAGGGCCUCGGGUAGCUGCGGGUCCUCCAGGUAGUGCGCGAUCCCGCUGCGCUGGCCGCUCGUGCCCCGCCAGCCCGGCCACCCGGGCCCUGCUGCGCAGCACUCAGCUCGGUCCCCGGGAGCUGCGGGCUCCUGCCGGGCAGGCACGGGUUGCAAGCGCGGCCUGGUCGGGUCCAGCUCCACGCGCUCGUCCGCACAGGCGUCAGUGCACUGCAGCCUCUGCCCUGUGCGCCCUGCCUGGCGCGGCACCUGCGCUCCAGCCCGGCAGCCAACCCCCAUGGCCCUGCCCUCCGAACCGGCCGAGAUGCCGCGCCAGUUCCCCAAGUUGAACAUGUCCGAUUUGGACGAGCAAGUUCGGCUGUUGGCGGAGAAGGUGUUCGCUAAGGUGCUCCGAGAAGAGGACAGCAAAGAUGUCAUGUCCCUGUUCACUGUCCCUGAGGACUGUCCCAUCGGGCAGAAGGAAGCCAAGGAGAGAGAGCUCCAGAAGGAGCUCGCAGAGCAGAAGUCCGUGGAGACGGCGAAAAGAAAGAAGAGUUUCAAGAUGAUCCGGUCACAGUCCCUGUCCCUGCAGAUGCCAACACAGCAAGAUUGGAAGGGCCCUCCAACCAUCAGUCCGACCAUGUCUCCUGCAACCCCUCUGGUCCCUGGAGCCGCUUCCAAGCCUGGGCCAACACCCUAUGCUAUGCCUGAGUACCAGAGGGUCACUAUCAGCGGAGAUUACUGUGCUGGGAUCACCGUAGAAGACUAUGAACAGGCAGCCAAGAGCCUGGCCAAGGCCCUGAUGAUCCGGGAGAAGUAUGCACGGCUUGCCUACCACCGUUUCCCACGGACUACAGCCCAGUACUUGGCUCAGCAGGGGGAAAGUGUACCUUUGGAGGAGGGUCUUCCAGAAUUCCACCCUCCCCCACUGCCCCAAGAAGACCCUUAUUGCCUGGAUGAUGCGCCCCCCAACCUGGGAUACCUGGUCCGCAUGCAGGGAGGCAUUCUUUUUGUGUAUGACAACCAGACAAUGCUGGAACGCCAGGAGCCCCACAGCCUGCCCUACCCUGACCUGGAAACCUAUACCGUGGACAUGAGCCAUAUUCUCGCACUCAUCACCGAUGGCCCCACGAAAACCUAUUGUCACCGGCGACUGAACUUUCUGGAAUCCAAGUUCAGCCUUCAUGAGAUGUUAAACGAGAUGUCAGAGUUCAAGGAAUUGAAGAGUAACCCCCACAGAGACUUCUAUAAUGUGAGAAAGGUGGACACGCACAUUCACGCGGCAGCCUGCAUGAACCAGAAGCACUUGCUGCGUUUCAUCAAGCACACGUACCAGACAGAGCCGGACAGAACUGUGGCCGAGAAGCUAGGUCGGAAGAUCACCCUGCGGCAGGUGUUCGACAGCCUGCACAUGGACCCCUACGACCUCACCGUGGACUCACUGGAUGUCCAUGCGGGCCGGCAGACUUUCCACCGCUUUGACAAGUUCAACUCCAAGUACAACCCGGUGGGGGCCAGUGAACUUCGGGACCUGUAUUUGAAGACUGAAAACUUCCUGGGAGGAGAGUACUUUGCUCGGAUGGUCAAGGAGGUGGCCCGGGAGCUGGAGGACAGCAAGUACCAGUACUCAGAACCACGACUCUCCAUCUAUGGCCGAAGUCCCCAGGAGUGGCACAGCCUGGCCCGCUGGUUCAUCCAGCACAAGGUCUACUCCCCUAACAUGCGCUGGAUCAUCCAAGUGCCCCGGAUCUAUGACAUAUUUAGGUCAAAGAAACUAUUGCCAAACUUUGGGAAGAUGCUGGAGAACAUCUUCCUGCCCCUUUUCAAGGCUACCAUCGACCCCCAAGAUAACCGGGAGCUUCACCUCUUCCUCAAAUACGUGACAGGGUUUGACAGUGUGGACGAUGAGUCCAAGCACAGUGACCACAUGUUCUCAGAAAAGAGUCCCAGUCCAGACCUCUGGACCAGCGAGCAGAACCCACCCUACAGCUACUACCUGUACUACAUGUAUGCCAACAUCAUGGUGCUGAACAACCUUCGCAGGGAACGAGGCCUGAGCACGUUCCUGUUCCGGCCUCACUGUGGGGAAGCAGGCUCCAUCACCCAUCUAGUGUCCGCCUUCCUGACUGCAGACAACAUUUCCCAUGGGCUCCUCCUCAAGAAGAGUCCUGUACUGCAGUAUCUCUACUACCUGGCUCAGAUCCCUAUUGCCAUGUCUCCUCUCAGUAACAACAGCCUGUUUCUGGAAUAUUCAAAGAACCCGCUUCGGGAAUUCCUGCACAAGGGACUGCAUGUCUCGCUCUCCACUGAUGACCCUAUGCAGUUCCACUACACCAAGGAAGCACUCAUGGAGGAGUAUGCCAUCGCAGCCCAGGUGUGGAAGCUGAGCACAUGCGACCUGUGUGAGAUCGCCAGGAACAGCGUGCUGCAGAGCGGCCUCUCGCAUCAGGAGAAACAGAAGUUUUUGGGACAGAACUAUUACAAAGAAGGACCAGAGGGCAACGAUAUCCGAAAGACGAACGUGGCACAGAUCCGGAUGGCCUUCCGCUACGAGACCCUGUGCAAUGAGCUCAGCUUCCUGUCCGAUGCCAUGAAGUCGGAGGAGAUCACAGCCCUGACCAAAUAGGCGCGGGCACCACACACGCUCUCACCUCGGGUUUCAAGUCUGCUGGGGCUAAUGGCGGCCAGGAUCUCACUAGGGCUUUCGUCUGUGUCGAGGCUGCCUCUGAAGAAAUCUCAAAUCCCGAUUUUGGUUGCACUUUAUAAACAUGCCUAUUCUGUUAGCAUUUCUGAGCCAGACGCUGGCCACCUCCCGGGGGCAGGGGAGCCGGGAGCCGGCACUUGUGUAUACUUGUUCCUCGUUUUCCACGUCUCUCGUGUGAUUGCAGUGCGUAUAUGGUUGGGCCCGAAUGUCAAGUGACUUAGGCCGGUGUGGUAUCCGCCAUGCUCCUCUCAGCAUCUGAUUGGCUGGCUGCCUUACACCCCCUUCAACGUUCCCUUUCAUAAAGGGGCUACCUUGAGAGAAAAUGAGGGUCUCCUGUUGAUUUGUGCAGUUUUUAAAAAUGGGGUUCUUCAUGUUUAGCACCCCCUUCCUUUCUCGUCAGGAAGCCUAGUGUACCCACUGAUGCCGUCACUCCUGUCGUGUUAGUUCCCUCAGUUAGGACUCGGUGAGUCACCACAGACCGAGCUCUGUGAAUCCAUCCCAUGGACCACUUUAGAGGUUCUGGGGCUGUUCACGCCAUAGUUGCCUUUUAAUGAAGGCCCCCAAAAAGCAUAGGACCAGAGGACCUCUGUUCCUUUUGAUUCUAAUAUCCUAUGAUUGUGACUGCUACCACCUUCCCCUGGGAGUCAGAGCAGGGCAGUCAAACACUCUGAAGGACACAGGUCCCUGAUUCAGUCUUUUCCCUACUCUUCCUUUAGGCCUCACAAAUGUUAGAUUUUUUUUAAGUUACUUUAAUAUGGUGCAUUUUAUUUGAGAGCACAGAUUUCUUCAGAAGCUAUCAUGGUCCCAGGACCAGGCAGAAAAGUUUUUAAUGUCAGUGUGGUGUUACACUUUAUCAGACCACUCAUCUCUGUUACUAGUGCCUAGAACACAGUAGGUGCUCAAUAAAUGCAUAUGAAAGAAUUGAACGACUUCCUCUUUUAGUAUCUGUUACGUGCAGAAUACUCAACAAUGUUCAGACUUUCCUAGCUAUUCACAAGGCAGAAGUCCUUCUGUAUCAUUGUUAAAUGAACCUAAUUUUACCUGGAAGAUGUGUAUUUGAUUCUAGACCAUCUCACCCUGUGACUGUCAUUCUUCAGUGGCCACAUAACCUAUGGAGCCACAUCAUCCUUCUACUAGGCAAAUCUCCUAUCUUACAUGGCUGACUAUGAAACCGAAUGAAAGCCUGUCGUCGCUGAGGGACUGUUUUUGAAAAGCCUCCAUUUGUACACAUUUGCCUAAACAUAGUAUUGUACAGUUUUUUCAUUGUAACGAUUACUUUUAAAAAAA
This is a messenger RNA of Chionomys nivalis (European snow vole), 4131 nucleotides long. It is a transcript of the gene Ampd3, whose product is annotated as adenosine monophosphate deaminase 3. The record is from RefSeq and is a predicted model, not a curated record. The transcript has 15 exons. Gene Ontology annotation, molecular function: AMP deaminase activity. The coding region runs from base 439 to 2766 and encodes 775 amino acids. Lineage: Eukaryota; Metazoa; Chordata; Mammalia; Rodentia; Cricetidae. Gene Ontology annotation, cellular component: cytosol. Gene Ontology annotation, biological process: IMP salvage; AMP metabolic process.